AUGGAGAAAAUCGCAGUGGACCCGGACUUCUACUCUAUAGCUACUGGCUUUGGCACAGACCCGCAGGAUUUUCAGUCAGAGACCACCUCUAUUGCGUCCUCGAUCGCGAGGGGACGGUUAGAAAACGGCCGAAGAUACCAGGCCACAAAAGAAGAUGAUUACUGGGGACCUUCUGACGAGCAGCAAUUCGAGGCGUUUGAGAUUGGCCAUAUGGUGUUUCUUGUUCUAGAUUUCAACCAGCCGAAUCCUCUUUUCCGCGCCCCUAUCGGCGAUUCACCCAAGCAUAUUCUGGAUAUCGGAACUGGUCAAGGGAGUUGGGCAAUUGAUGUUGCCGAUCGCUAUCCGUCAGCUACCGUCCGCGGCGUGGAUAUUUUCCCCCCGCCAGUGUCAUGGAUGCCUCCAAACUGCGUGUUCGAAGUGGAUGAUGUGCUCCGCGAAUGGACAUGGAGAGACUCGUUUGACUUUAUCCAUAUGCGCCUAAUGUAUGGCGCCUUUCCACCUGAGGGAUGGGACCAGUUAUAUAAACAGGCUUUCGACGCCCUCGAACCCGGUGGUUGGAUCGAGCAGAUGGAAUUUGACGUGCGAGUCUCUAGCGAUGACGAUGCGCCGAGCGAGCUGGACGGUCGCUCAACAUCCAUGAAACCAUGCGCGGCGCAAUUGAGAAGGCCGGAUUCGUGGAUGUGCACGAGGAAAAAGUACAAGAUCCCCUUAGGACCUUGGCCUAAGGAUAAGUUACUGAAGGAGGUUGGACACCUCCAGGAUGCCCACUGGAACGCUGCUCUAGAAGGUUGGGCGAUGUGGCUUCUCACCCACUUUGGGGAGCCGGAGCCGUGGACGAAGGAGGAGGUACAGGUGUUCCUAGCUAAAGUGCGCAUAGAGUUGAAGGACCCAUACAUUCAUGCGUAUAAUCCUGCGCACCGCGUGUGGGCAAGAAAGCCUACCUUGGAUGAAUUGGAAGCGAAGGAGGCAACUUUCAAGGCUGAGACAUCACCGUAA
Penicillium canescens is the source of this 996-nucleotide messenger RNA. RefSeq names its product class I SAM-dependent methyltransferase. The record is from RefSeq and is a predicted model, not a curated record. NCBI's taxonomy places the organism in Eukaryota, Fungi, Ascomycota, Eurotiomycetes, Eurotiales, Aspergillaceae. The transcript is spliced from 12 exons. Gene Ontology annotation, molecular function: methyltransferase activity. Bases 1 to 996 code for a protein of 331 amino acids.